CCACACAGCUGAAACAGACACACAGACACAGGCAGCAGCAGCACUCUGACUGAUCAGCACAAGAGCUGGAGACAUGAGCGGACGUUACACACGCCUUGCAGGAGAGGAAGAUUCAACAGAGAUCAGGAUCAUGCUGCUGGGGAAGACUGGAGUGGGGAAGAGUGCAGCAGGAAACACCAUCCUGGGGAGAGAGGAGUUCACAUCUGAGCUCUCUCCCUCCACAGUAACACAGCAGUGUGAGAAAAGGACAGGAGAGGUGUCAGGGAGGAGUGUUGCUGUGAUCGACACUCCAGGCCUGUUUGACACAGACCUUUCCAAUGAUGAAGUCAUACGUGAGAUCCUGACCUGUGUCUCUCUGUCCUCCCCGGGACCCCAUGUGUUCCUGGUGGUCCUCCAGCUGGGCAGAUUCACACAGGAGGUGAAGGACACAGUGGAGCUGAUCCAGAAGACCUUUGGAGAGACAGCAGCACAUUACACCAUGGUGCUCUUCACACAUGGGGAUCUACUGGGGAGUCAGAGUAUUGAGGGUUUUCUCAGUAAGAGUGAUGAUCUUAAGCAGUUUCUCAGUCACUGUGGGGAUCGUUUUCAUGUGUUUAACAAUGAGAAUCCAGGGGACCGCAGUCAGGUGACAGAGCUGCUGGAGAAGAUAGACAGGAUGGUGGUGAGGAAUGGAGGAGGCUGUUUCACCAAUGACCUGUAUCUGAAGGCUGAGAGAGCGAUCAGGGAGGAACAGGAGAGGAUCCUGAGGGAGAGAGAGCCGGAGAUCCGCAGACAGGAGAGGGAGCUGGAGAGGAGAUACAGGGGAGAGGAGCUGGAGAAGAAGAAGAGAGAGAUCUGGAGAGAAGAGAGGAAAAGGGCCCGAAAACAAGCAGAGAGAAACAACUCAUUUCUGGGGAAACUGGUGGGAAUACUGGGGGGGCCAGUAGGAAUGGCAGUAGGAGCAGCAGCAGGACUGGCU
Lepisosteus oculatus (spotted gar) is the source of this 958-nucleotide messenger RNA. Lineage: Eukaryota; Metazoa; Chordata; Actinopteri; Semionotiformes; Lepisosteidae. The record is from RefSeq and is a predicted model, not a curated record.